Molecule: messenger RNA, 414 nt
Organism: Auanema sp. JU1783
Lineage: Eukaryota; Metazoa; Nematoda; Chromadorea; Rhabditida; Rhabditidae
Source: the annotation of a GenBank genome assembly
AUGAAGUUGAUCGUUCUUUCUAUUGCACUUCUCGCAGUAUAUGUUAGCUGCAACAAUGGCAUGGAUCUUCAGAAUCUCGGACAAGCUGGAAAACGUUUCUUUGCUGAUAUGACAAAGAAAGCCAUGGGAGUGCCAUCAUUGAAACCCGAAAACUUGGCUGCUCAAUCGUUCUUCCGUACAUUCCUCGAUAAAUAUACUCGCCUGGAUGAUAACGUUAAACAGGAUAUGAUGAAGCAUGUACCUGCUGCUACAAAAAUCUUUAACAUGGCUGCUCAAAAGUUCAAUGUAAAUCCCGAAGAUGCCUUCAAGAUCUUGUCCAGCUUCUUCAUGAACAUCCAGAACGGAGCUGGAGCUGGCUUGGCUCAACAAGGUCUCAAAAUGGCCGGCAAAAUGUUCCAAAAAACAAAUGCAUAA